UUGAGGGGUGAAUAAUAAAUGUUGUCAUUGGCCUGUCAACUUCGAAACGAAUCAGAGCAGUCUUACAAAAAAAAGAUCUGGACGGGAAAAGGCACAUUUUUGCAAUCAUGUCGGCAUCUAAUAUUUUGGGAACUCCGGCCGUGAAACAAGUCUUAACCCGACUUCACAAGUCUGAACACGAGGAAAACCAGUUAUCAGAGAAGAUUCAGAAGAAUUGCGUCCAAUUCGACCAUUCCAAAACGGGCGCCCUGACUGAGGACGAAUUUUUCAAUGUUAUAAAAACUCAAAACAAAAUUCCGAUCGAGAAGGAUGAGCUGAAAACCAUCCUAGAACCCCUUCCGAGGACCAAAGAGGGCAAGAUCAAGAUCACUGACUUCUUUUCCAUCGAUAUUCACUCUCCAUCGGCCUUUAAUACCCUGGACCGAAAUAAAGAUGGUUUCAUCUCCAAAGGUGAGUUGAAAUUAUCCAAGAAGAGCGUUCCGCUCAAGGAUAUUGAGCAAUGCAUCAAAGACAAUGACCUCGACAAGGACGGCGUGCUCAAUUUGGAUGAGUUUCAAAAGUCGGGCGAAACAGCCAGGAAGAAAUGAAGCUUGGAAUUGGAAUCUCAUUUUUGUCUUUUUCUCUUUCCUCUCGCUUUACCAUUGAAAGUAUUUGAAACCAGUAUUUCUUUUGAUCCAGCCAACCACAUUUCAAAUAAAUUCUCAUCUCCAAUGAGCAUCUAUUAGGGAA
Molecule: messenger RNA, 729 nt
Organism: Tigriopus californicus
Lineage: Eukaryota; Metazoa; Arthropoda; Copepoda; Harpacticoida; Harpacticidae
Exons: 3
Coding region: 108-587 (159 amino acids)
Molecular function (GO): calcium ion binding
Source: RefSeq, a predicted model, not a curated record